AAACACAAUGCGUCGGACGACGCGCUUAACACGCUUUCAAAAAUUAAAUUGAGAUAACAACAAUUUUUAUUAAAACAUUGUCGUAUACAGUGCCCCAUCAUGGCAACACUUGAAAGAUUGGUGAAGGCCUUAGAGACACUAAAGGUGUUGCACGUUAACCCACAACUGUCAGAUGAAUCUUCAAGGGUGAAAGAAAAGAUUGCACAUUGUGUGACAAUAGCUGAUGCUAUGUGCCAAACUGGCAUAAAAGGAGCGUCAAACUUUUCCCAUUUGCUCAGUGUUGCAAUUGAAAUCUUGCUUCAGUUAUGUGAUGACCAGCAUUCUGAUGUACGAAUGAUCGCAGAUGAAAGCCUCAACAGGAUUAUUAGGGCUAUGGCUGAUAGCAAUAUUGUUAAGAUCCAAGUUGAACUUCAUAAAGAAAUAAAGAAGAACAGCAAUCCUCGGAGUUUGAGAGCAGCAUUAUGGAGGUUUGCGGAAUUGUGUCAUAUGAUCAGGCCACAGAAGGGAAAACCCUAUGUGCUGAAUCUGGUGCCAUGCAUCAUUGCUGUUGCUCAACGAACUGAAGAAUCUGUGCUGGAAACACUUGCCUUAGCAAUGCCAAAGAUAUUCAAGCCUCUGGGGAAUUUCACCACAGAUAAUGAUAUUAAGAACCUUCUGAAGGCAUUUCUACACAACUUGUCAUCCAACUCUGCAGUUGUCCGCCGAACAGCAGCUGCCAGUAUACUAGCACUGUGUGUAUAUUGCAGAAAGCCACAUGUCUUCCUCUCAUAUACUUUGAAUAUUUUGAUGGAUUGUUUGGUGCCUGUGCGUGAGAUGCAACCAGUGCCCACUAUACUUGGUGUUUUGGGUUGCCUUCGAUCUAUUCUUCCGCAUAUGGUUUUGAAGGAGGCAGCUGAGGACGAAAUGAGAGGCAGUUUCGGUGUCAGAUGUCGUACACACGAGACACCGAUUUCAAUUGAUAGAAUGAUACAGGUGUAUGAACUUUGCCUGCAUUACACAAACCACACAGACCAUAAUGUCAUUAAUGGUGCUCUUGAAACACUUCAUCAGUUGCUGCAGGAUCCACCACAUGAUUUGCUUGCCAUUUUGCUUUCCUCUGAAGGCAUACGACGGAGCCACAUACAGCCGAGUGAGUCUCUCGAGAAGCUGUCUCGCCGUUCCUUGAGCCAAAUGAGUGUUGCACCAUCAAUUACUCACGGGGAUAUGUCACUCUUGGAUAAUGAAACAGAUGUCCCUGACCUGAAGCUUCCAUCCAUUGAGAAAUGGAUUGGGGAAGCUAGAGCAGCUAUGGAAGCAGCAGGGAAGUUAUCACCACAACACAUUUCUCAUGGAAAUGAAACAUUUGAAACGUCAAAUGCCCAAGAAGAAGAAACUGAAGACAACAGCUUCAUCCAGACAGAAGAAACUACACGUGGCUAUUCAAACAUGAAGAUUGGUAAAAUAAAUGAUGACAUUGACACAUGUAGUGAGGCGUCAUUUCCUGCAGCUCCUAACCGACCACCUGUGGUGCAGCUGCAGUCAUCAGUACAAAGUGAAGAGUCACAGGAAGAAUCAAUGCUGUAUAGUGGGUCUCCAUCACCAACUGCCAAUCAGAUAGAUGUUCCGUUUCAGGACUGUGAUGUAGGGAGCUUCACUGACAGUGACAUUCCACUUAUUUACUGUGCUCGUCACCUCGCAGCUUCCUUCCUGUUGACGGGUGUGACAGGACAUACAAUGCCGGACAAGAGUGUAAGGGUCAGUGUUAAAGCAUUAGCACUCAGCUGUAUCUCCAGCAUUGUGCGCUUAGCACCAGAUAUUAUCCUGCUACCUGUUGACAAAGUGAAGCAACUUUCUGAAGGAGCACAGCCUUUGACUGAUGUCUUGCUUUUUUCUGACCAUGUUGAUCCUCAAUUAAGAGGUGUUACAAAUCUAAUUGUGGGAAAUUUUAUGAGAUCAAUUUUGACAAAACAUACGAAAAGUUUUGGAGAUGUAAUGAAAGACAGCAAAGCACCAAAGAACAUCAUUCUCCCAUAUUUAAUAACAUUGCUGAUAAAGGGGCUACAGGAUGAAUCUUCAAUUUGUUGUCGUCACACUUUGACUGCCAUUGGCCAUUGUCUGAACCCUCUUCUGGAAAGUGUUAACAGUGUCGAUUCUAUUCCAAUACUGAACGCAAUUCCUAUAGUUGUGAGGAAUCCCUACUGGCUAGUGAAGGUUAAACUAAUUGAGGUGGUUAGUGAAUUACCAUUUAAUACAAUCCACUAUCUUACACAGACUAUGGAGUUCCAGGAAAAUGUUUUGUAUCACAUAGUGCUUAUUCUUCUCGGUGAUGAGGAUGCUCGCGUGAGGCGAGCUUCAUCUGAUGGCAUAGUGAGCAUAAUUGACAAGCUGUACUUCCCAGUGGAUUACCCUCAUCAAGAUACAGUGACAGCAAAAGGAGCCUAUUACAGCAAUUGCUAUAUGAGCCAGUUGCUUGUUACAAUGCCAGAAAUGUCAAACCACUCACUGCCAUACCGGUCUGUCAUUAACAGCAUUCCAGCACCUUUCAACCUCUACCCUUGCACAGCUGCAUCUGACAGAUUGGUCGAAUCAUCACUUUCGCGGAUGAUAAGCCUGCUUUGCAAGAGCUUAAUCCUUUCUUCAAAAUUCCUAUCGUAUGGAUGCUGUGAAGCUUUGAGCCAGCUGUCAGCUCGUUUCCCAACAACGGCUUACCCUCGUGCUUGGAACUGUUGUUUUCUGGGCAAGACAAAUUCCAAAAGAGGAAACCUUAAAAGAAGUCAAAGUCAGUCGGAUGGCACAGUUGUAGCGGAACCGUUAACGCUAAGUUCAGCAGGUGGCCUUUUGGCCACAAGUCUGUCACUUUUAACAGCUUCGCCACUAUCUCUGGACAUCAGUUGUCAGACAUGGCUGGUUCAACUUGCUGGAAAUCUAUUUUCUGGUUUGUCAGUUUACUGCCUACGACCAGCUGAAAUAGUAACUCCAGCUGAAACUGAACAGCAUAAAACUUUAUGGGCUGUUCUUCGAGACAAACAGUUGGCAGUGAUGAGUGAACAGUUGUUGAUACAUGUAACACGAGUGCUAAAUGUGUUUGUACAUGUCCUGGAAGAAACAGUCCCCAGCGCUCCAGCUCCGAGACCAGCAUUACCUUCUUUGCCAACUGCACCGUCUCUUUCUCCAAUCAAGCGAAGAGGCAGAGAUACUGAGGUCUUACGUACUCGUGGGCUGUCACCUUCCAAAGGUUCCCAUGAGAAAGAGGAUAAAGUUGAUGAAAAGAAGACAAACCGUGGAACACCCAUUGGAUUAUUUGCCAGCAGUGCUCAUUAUAUGAAAUUGUAUGAUGCUGUUAAAAGUGCAUAUACAAAUUACAAGAUCACUUUGGACUCUGGUGCAAGUCAGAAGUUUGUCUGCUUACUUAAUGCAACACUAGAAACUCUUUCACAACUUCUGGAGAUAGCAACUUUGCAUGAAGGAGGAAGGCUAGCAGAAGAAAUUCUUUCAUACCUACGUCUAACAGUGAUUAUAGCUCCCACUGCAACUGUUAAAUGUGUUCAACAGCUACUGAAAUGCCUGUUUGGUACAAAUCUAAGCGCACAAUGGGAGGAUGCAGAUGAGAAGAAAUUUUCUUCAGCACCUGUCGGCUCUCAGGUUCCUGUCUCAUCUGAUGGAUUUUACAGUACAUGUUUUCAAGCAGCGUACCGUUGCCUUACAGAUAAUAUUGCAUCCCCUUGCACAAAGACAGACAAGGACGAAGUGUCUACGUGGAUGAAUUAUAUAAGGAGGAGAAAUGACCGGAAAGCUCCAUUCCUACAGAAAAAUUUCACGAGGGGUUCUGACAAGGAUUCACUGGCUGCUUACAUCCGCUUGUUUGAGCCAAUGGUAAUCAAGGCACUGAAGCAAUACACCGUGACAAGUGAUGUGCAGCUUCAGUGUCGUGUUCUUCUUUUGCUAAGCCAGUUGGUUCAAUUACGGGUCAAUUAUUGCUUACUUGAUUCAGAUCAAAUUUUCAUUGAAUUUGUUCUGAAGCAAUUCGAGUUCAUUGAAGAAGGUCAGAUACCGUUGGCAGAAGAUCUCAUUCCGAGAAUAUUUUAUUUUCUGGUGCAUCUUUCGUAUGAAAAGCAUCAUUCAAAAAGUAUAAUAAGUGUUCCCAAAGUUAUACAGUUGUGUGAUGGGUUGAUGGCGAGCGGUCAGCCACCUGCUACCCACUGUAUACCAGCAUUAACACCUGUGGUAGAAGAUAUUUUCCUUCUGCGUGGCAGUAGUGGUGGUGCAGAUCUGCGGGAAUUAGACACACAGCGUGAAGUUCUGGUUUCAAUGUUGCUUCGUUUGGUAGAAUACCACCAGGUGCUGGAGCUGCUGGCUUUGGUGCUAAGCGAGCGUGAGAGUGAGGAGCGCUGGCGGCGCUGGUCGCGCCAGGUGGUGGAUGCGGUGCUGCCGCUCCUCGCCAGUGGCCGCAUCCGGCUCGAGUCCCGUGAGGCACAGCAGGCGCUCAACCGCGUCCUGGGAGCUGCCGCACCCAGUGUGCUGCGCCCCGCCGACCCCCUCCUGCGCUCUCUUUUUGCACCGUUCCCGAACCCGAACGGCUCCCUGGUAGCAAUGCAGCGGUGGCUGGGUGGGGUGUUGGCGCUGGUGUUGCUGCUGCUGUCCCACGGCAAGGAAGAUGCUGUCCUGGCCCGGCUGGAGGAACUGCAGCUGGCACCCCCUCCGUCAUCGCCUUGUGAUCCCUUGAAUGCUGCUGCUACAACUGCAUCUUGUGGGAUGGAUCCAGACCAGGCUGUUGCCAGGUUCCUACUCAGAGUUAUUAGUGUGGUUGGCAAACGGAUUCAUAAAGAAGCCUUCAAUCCAGCAGCUGACCCUGCCUGGGAUUACCUACAGGAGCAGUUUGCUCACUUCCUGCUGUACUGUAUAUACAUGUUCGAAUCAGGUAGCUACUGUAAGGUUGCCACAGCAGCUAUGGAGAUGGUGCAAGUGAGUCCAACUGAUAGCCUGGUCGGGAACAUGAAUAAGAUAUUUUUGGAACUCGCUGCUCGCUGUCCGUUAUUAACAUUCUUGUGGUGCUACCUAUUAAUUCUUCUGGGUUACUGUGAUCGCAGUUUCUGGGCCAGCAUUCUUCGUACAAAGCCAGUUCCUUUACUGAUGGAUGAAGGGCCAGUUGAAACUGAAAGCUGUGGCCCAUCCUCUUGUGUUAACUUGGAAGUAGUGAGGAAGGGUGGUACUAUCCUGUACUGUGACUUUGUGUGUGAGAACCUGAGUGAUGCCGAGCAGUUGACCUGGUUGUUGGUGAACCAUAUGGAGCAUGUUAUCCAGCUGUCGACGGAGCCACCUGUGCAGGAGCUGAUAGCAGCCGUCCACCGCCACAGCACGGCCAGCGGGCUGCUUGUACACGCCGUUGGAUCCCGUUGUCAAGAUAUGCGACAGCCAAGCCAAGUGUCGCGGCUCUUGCACUGCCUGGAGGGAGUGCACCCUUCACAGAGUGGUCCGCUACUGCAGCUGCUGGUGACGAAGCUGCUGUCCCUGCCACAGCUCGCACUGGCGAGGCAGGCUGCGUCACUGGCUGCCCGCCGUGCCGAAGUGCUGCUGGCUCUGGGCCGGGAGCAGGCACAAGCACAGCUGGCGGCGGAGGAGCUGCAGGCGCUGCUGGCGGAGCUGCAGCACCAUCGCAGGCAUAGUGGUCUCAUAAGUGUGUUAAACAAGUUGGCUUCUGAGUGCUACAAUUUACAGUCAUCUGAAUUUGAUUCUGGAACAAACAUUGUCCCAUCAAGUAUUCGUAGCAUUGUUGUUGACAAGAACUGGUUUCUGGCUCAAGUUAAAAACAGAUGCUCUCAGGGCUGUUUGUCUGGACGUGACUCAGCCCGCCUUCUUAGCAAGCUCCAGUAUGAGGACGUACUGCUGGUGCUGAGCUGCAAAGAAGUCAGUCCAAAGAUUUUGCAGCACUGCAUACGGUUGGGUACACAGCUGACUCUCCAGGCUUACCAAGAUGCUGGAGUUCCCCAGGCAAGUUACAGUGAUCCAGCAACCUGCAUAGAACUUCAGGAGAAAAUGCAGGAGUUGGAAAGCCCCUUGUAUGCUGCCUCUCGAGCUGUGUUGUUGCAGCAUGUUGCCCAUAUCAAGAGCCUUCUGCCUCGCCCGCACCAGGUAUUUAACCCUGAAGGCAGAAGUCCUUUGCCCAGGGAAGUGAAGUACACAUCUCGUCUUUCAGAUCUUCUGUCUGAUUCUAAAUUCUGGGACCUGAUAUUUGAAUUGGCUCCUGGAGUUACCUGCUACCUGCAGUCUCUGCCGAAGCUUGCUCUGGGUUCAUGGCCAUCUGUGCCUCAGCAGGACUGUGAGCCACUUGCAAAGUUUGGUGUUAUUUGUCUCGAGGCUAUUAAUUGGCUGAUUACUACAAAGGCUGGAAGAAGUUUCAUCUUGCCCCAACACCUAGAGGCCUCUUUAAACUGUGCUGCUUCUGUAAUACAAGAUACCAACCUUUCAGCAGUGUUGGGCCAGACUCAACAUGGCAGUUGGGUUGCCUCUGCUGUCAGUGGUUUGGUCCAUUGCACUUUACAUGUGCUUGAAGGAUGUCAGUUACCUCAUCUCCCUAGAAGCCAAGCUCUUGGUCCUGCUCUGAAGAUCCAGACAUGCUUAGUAUUGGCCAUGCUUGUUGUCAAGAUGGCUACAAUGGUAUUCUGGGCUUGAGCACUGCCAUCUUGAUGCCAUUUAAAAUUGUCCCUGAAUUUCUUCUCAAACCUAUAAUGAAACUAAUAGUGUGUUUAUCGCGCAUGCCCCUAAUCAACUCGUACGUUAUCACACCACCGGAUGUCUGGCGACAUGGAUGGCAAGUGGAACUGAACGGACCAGCAAAGACUCAUGUCCCACCAAUCCCUGUGGAGUACC
Molecule: messenger RNA, 6846 nt
Organism: Schistocerca piceifrons (Central American locust)
Lineage: Eukaryota; Metazoa; Arthropoda; Insecta; Orthoptera; Acrididae
Gene: htt
Product: huntingtin
Exons: 39
Coding region: 100-6648 (2182 amino acids)
Cellular component (GO): nucleus; cytoplasm
Source: RefSeq, a predicted model, not a curated record